AUGUCAACUGAUACUUCAUAUCUCGAUAACUAUUCCCCAUUUAACGAUGCCGAUCUAAUGGAUGAGCUCCCUGAGAUUAAAAAGACACAACCAUCUGCUGCUCCAGCUAAACAUGACGAUGAAAUAACUCAGGAGAUGUUAGAUCAAAUGGAACAGCGUUUAAAUAUUAUGGAAGAAGAUCUUAAGAAUCAAGAACAAAGAACAGGCCCACUUGGAGGCUUUCUUCAUGAACCGGAACCAAAUUGGCCAAAAUUCUACCCAUUAGUUCAUUUUGAUAUCAACGAAGUUGAUGCAUCAUAUCGCUCAUAUGUUAAUGAAACAUUUUUCUCUUGGGUUUGCAUGCUUGUUACAUAUUUUCUUAAUUUCAUCGCAAGUCUUACUUUGCUUAGCGCUGGCGAUGCUGUUAAUUCUCCAGGUACAAAGAUAUCAUUAUCUGCACUUUAUUUCUUCUUCAUUUGCCCAAUUGCUCUUGAUUUAGACGCACUUUCUGUUUAUCGCGCUCUUAAGACAGCACCAUCCACAUUAGCCUUCACAAAAAUCUUCAUUUGCUUGGCUCUUACAUUAAUAUUCGAAUUUGUACUUGCAGUUGGUGCACAAUCCUCCGGCAGCGUCGGAUUGAUCACUACAAUCGAUCUUUUCGCCAGCAAAUGCGUAGGAACAGGCAUUUUCGGCAUUAUUGUUACUAUUUGCUUCGCCGUAACAAUUUUCUUCACUACAAAACUUUUGAUCAGGUUAUGGAAGUUCUUCAGAGGCACAGAACAGGGCGGACACAUGGACCAGGAUCUCAAGUUAACUGUUGCACAGUUUGUCGUAGAUACUCUCAAGAACAACGACAAUCAAGCUUAA
This is a messenger RNA of Trichomonas vaginalis G3, 846 nucleotides long. RefSeq names its product protein transport. Gene Ontology annotation, biological process: protein transport. Gene Ontology annotation, cellular component: trans-Golgi network membrane; recycling endosome membrane. The transcript has a single exon. NCBI's taxonomy places the organism in Eukaryota, Parabasalia, Trichomonadida, Trichomonadidae. Bases 1 to 846 code for a protein of 281 amino acids. The record is from RefSeq and is a predicted model, not a curated record.